GCCAAGACAAAUGAGAUUUUUUGCAUUAUCCGCAGUAGUGAUUUCAGUGUUAUCUGUAUUCACAGAUGCUGCUAUUACCAGAGUUGCUAUCAAAAAGGUAGUUGAGACUCCCUCUGAAAGACUCGAAAGAUACUCUCAUACGGGAGAAUACUUGGCUCAAAAAUACUUUAAAUCUUCUCAACGUACAAACCAAGUGAAUACGUUCCAAACAAAUGCAGAUGGUACAGCCAAUCAUGGUAUUCCUCUUUCCAACUACAUGAAUGCCCAAUACUAUGGUGAGAUCCAAAUCGGUUCUCCCGCCCAAACUUUCUCUGUAGUCUUUGAUACAGGAUCUUCCAACCUUUGGGUUCCUUCUACCCAUUGUAAUUCUAUCGCUUGUUUCUUACACAACAGAUACGAUUCUGGAAGAUCUAAGUCUUUCUCGGAAAACGGUACCGAGUUUGCUAUCCAGUAUGGAACAGGUGCCUUGGAAGGUUUCAUCAGCGAGGACACGCUCACAUUGGGUAACAUCAAGAUUGAAAAUCAAGGCUUUGCUGAAUCUGUAAAAGAGCCCGGAUUUACUUUUGCAUUUGCUAAAUUCGAUGGUAUCCUUGGUUUAGGCUAUGAUACCAUCUCUGUUCAACAUACCGUACCACCAUUUUAUCAUAUGGUGAACCGUGAUUUAAUCGAUGAGCCCAUGUUCUCGUUCUGGUUGAAUGAUGCUAGCGAUGAAAGUCAAGGUGGAGAGCUUGUAUUUGGUGGCACUGAUCCUCGUCAUUACAAGGGCGAGAUUGUUUGGUCAGAUGUCCGUCGUAAAGGCUACUGGGAAAUCACAAUGCAAGAUAUCAAAUUUGGCGGAGAAUCUAUUGAAUUGGAUCCUAUUGGUGCUGCCAUCGAUACGGGAUCCUCUCUUUUGGUUGCCCCCACGACCAUCGCUGAUUUGAUCAAUCGUGAAUUAGGUGCCGAAAAGAAUUGGGCAGGACAAUACGUUUUGGAUUGUGCUAACGUACCUGAUCUUCCCGAAUUCUGCUUUGUCUUUAGCGGCAAAGAUUUCUGUUUGCAAGGUUCUGAUUAUGUAUUGCAAGUACAAGAUCAAUGUAUCUCUGGUUUCAUGGGCAUGGAUAUUCCUGAACCUGCUGGUCCUCUUUGGAUCGUAGGUGAUGUCUUCCUUCGUAAAUUCUAUAGUGUUUAUGACCUUGGUAACCACAGAGUUGGUCUUGCCAAGUCCAAAUAGUUUCUUAUAUAUACAUACAUCUAUCUAUCUCUUUUUUCUUCUUAUCUCUCUCUUUUUUUUUUAUUUCUUUUCAAAUGCAAAUGCUAAAUAAAUACCAGCGGCUUCCCACUCUUCUUCUGUCAUU
Mucor mucedo is the source of this 1337-nucleotide messenger RNA. RefSeq names its product endopeptidase. Gene Ontology annotation, biological process: proteolysis. The transcript is spliced from 3 exons. NCBI's taxonomy places the organism in Eukaryota, Fungi, Mucoromycota, Mucoromycetes, Mucorales, Mucoraceae. The record is from RefSeq and is a predicted model, not a curated record. Bases 11 to 1213 code for a protein of 400 amino acids. Gene Ontology annotation, molecular function: aspartic-type endopeptidase activity.